This is a messenger RNA of Drosophila hydei, 2314 nucleotides long. RefSeq names its product protein SDA1 homolog (gene Mys45A). The transcript has 3 exons. The coding region runs from base 76 to 2238 and encodes 720 amino acids. The record is from RefSeq and is a predicted model, not a curated record. NCBI's taxonomy places the organism in Eukaryota, Metazoa, Arthropoda, Insecta, Diptera, Drosophilidae. Gene Ontology annotation, biological process: ribosomal large subunit biogenesis; ribosomal large subunit export from nucleus. Gene Ontology annotation, cellular component: nucleolus.
AAGAAGACACGUGCAUUCCUUUAUAAAAUUUUGAACGUGCUUGUCAGACGUAGAAAUAAAAAUUCACGUCGUAUUAUGGUGCGACCAAACAAUCAGCUGCCGGAUAAUCUUCCGCAGUUGCAGAACCUGAUCAAGCGAGAUCCGGAAUCGUACAGCGAUGAGUUCCACACGCAAUAUGAACAUUUUUUGAGUUUACUCGAAAUCUUCGCAUUGAAUCCGGGCGAGGAAAACAAAUCGUUGGAUGAAAUUGUGAUGUUUAUUGCACAGGUGGCACAAUGCUAUCCACAGGUGUGCCAGCAGUUCCCAAAACACCUGACGGAUCUGUUAAGAACCAGCGCUACGGUCCUAGAUCCUGCGAUGAGGAACUCCUUUGUCAAAGCUUUGAUUCUGCUGCGCAAUAAAAAUCUGGUUCCAGCUUUGGAUAUAUUGGAAUUAUUCUUCCAGCUCUUGCGCUGCCAGGAUAAAAAUUUACGCACCUUCUUGCAGACACACAUUGUAACAGAUAUUAAGAACAUGAAUGCGAAGCACAAGGACAUGAAACUCAAUUCGAGUUUGCAAAACUUUAUGUAUGGCAUGUUAAAGGACGCCAAUCCAAAAGCUGCCAAAAUGUCUGCAGAUAUUAUGAUUGAACUUUACAAGAAGAACAUAUGGAAUGAUGCCAAGACGGUGAAUGUGAUUGCCAGUGUGGGCUGCUUUUCAAAUAUUACAAAGGUGCUGGUCACAUCUCUAAAGUUCUUCCUCGGUCACGAUGAUGAGGAUGAAGCUGGCAGCGAUUCGGAUAGCGAGCAGGAAGUGGAUCUUAAAGGUGCGCUAAUGGCAAAUCGUGUGAAUAAGAAGACGAAGAAGCGUCAAAAGCAACUGCAGCAGAUUAAGAAGCAGGCGAUCAAAGCGCAAAAGAAAAAGAAAAAUGCACCUGCCUUCAAUUUCUCUGGCAUUCAUCUUAUACACAAUCCUCAAGGCAUGGCCGAGGGUCUGUUCAAGCAGCUGCAGUCGAGCAACGAGCGCUUUGAAGUCAAGCUAAUGCAUCUGGAUGUUAUCUCUAGAUUAAUAGGCAUUCAUGAUCUAUUCCUCUUUGGCUUUUAUCCAUAUAUCACUCGGUUUUUGCAGCCGCAUCAGAGGCAGGUGACGCGUGUCCUUCAAUUCGCAGCACAGGCCUCACACGAAUUAAUUCCGGGUGAUAUAAUUGAACCCAUCUUAAAGACCAUAGCAAAUAAUUUCAUCACCGAGCGUAAUUCGAGCGAUGUUAUGGCAAUUGGCUUGAAUGCCACGCGAGAGAUUUGCAUGCGUUGUCCAUUAGCCAUGGGCGAGGAUUUGCUGCAAGAUCUGGCCAUGUACAAGACUUACAAAGAGAAGUCAGUGAUGAUGGCUGCGCGCUCCUUAAUCACGCUAUAUCGCGAGCAAUUGCCCGCUAUGUUGCACAAAAAGGAUCGAGGCAGGCAAACGGAGGCGCAGGCGGAGCGGAAGGUGAGGGCUUAUGGUGAAAAAGAUGUCAAGGACACUGUAGUAGGUGCAGAGGCGUUGCUCAGGGAUUCGAAGACAAUUGACGUCGGCAGUGAUGAUGAUGAUACGGAUUCCAAUGAUGGCGAGUGGGUGACUGUAACACACAGCGAUAACGAGGAUCGAUACGAUGAGCAGGCAAACGAAAGCGAAGAUGAAGAAGAGGACGACGAGGAUGAAGAUGACGAAGAGGAUGACGAGGAAGAAGAUGAUGAUGAAGAGGCAGACGAAUCCGAUGAAGGCGUUGCUAGUGAUUGCGAAGAAUCAACACCCAAUGCGAAAAAGGAAAAGGCGAAGCCGUCAAAGGCAGAUAUAAAAAUGCUCGACCAAAAAGAAGCUGCACAGGAGCUGGCUUUGACGCGCAUCUUCACAGAGGAGGACUUCAAGCGAAUCAAUGCAGCCAACCUCAAGAAAACGGUGACAAGUGCACGCAAGCGUCCACUGGAACAGGAUCGAGCUGAGUUUGUGAAACUGAACAGCAUUGAGAUGAUUUAUAAGAAACGUAAACACGAUAAGGAAUCACGUUUGGAGACGGUGCAGGCAGGACGACAGGAUCGCGAACGUUUCGGCUGGAAGGAUGGACGUGUCAACGAGAAUUGCUCUAAGACGAAUCGAGAGAAACGCAAAACGAAAAACUUUGGCAUGUUACGGCAUAAAGCGCGGUCCAAGGUGAAGAAGAGCUUUAGGGAUAAGCAGCUGGCCAUGCGAAAGCAUCUACUGCAUCAGAAGAAGAUGAAGUAGACGGAAUUGCAACUGGGGAAGAGGAAUUGAACAAAGCUGAAGUUGAUGAAAAUUAAGACGGGAUAAGAAAGAUAAU